This is a messenger RNA of Homarus americanus (American lobster), 1655 nucleotides long. Its product is annotated as keratin, type I cytoskeletal 9-like. Lineage: Eukaryota; Metazoa; Arthropoda; Malacostraca; Decapoda; Nephropidae. Bases 132 to 1448 code for a protein of 438 amino acids. The record is from RefSeq and is a predicted model, not a curated record. The transcript has 8 exons.
GGGAAGGAGUGCUGUUAAACACAGUGGACCUGCGGCUCUGGACAGAGGUAACGCACCACAGUAGUGAGUUUGUGGACCUGAAUUUAAGGAACUUCGGCUGCUGAUCUGUGAAACCUCAACAAACCAUCGCCAUGCGCGUGUCUAUGGUCGUCAUGGUGGGGCUAGUGGGGGUCUGUUGCGCCCACUGGCCAGCCAAGAAGACCUACUCGUACAGCGGAGGGUCCAGGAGAUCGUCAGCGGCAUCGUCAGCAGCGUCGUCAGCAGCGUCAUCUUCCAGCUCCUCCUCAUUUAGUUCUGCUGGAUCCGGUGCUUUAGCAGGAUCUGGUGGUAAAGGCUCUGGCAGUCAUGGUUCCGCAGGCGGCUUAGGGUCUGGUGGUUCAGGAGGCCUUGGGUCCUCAGGCGGCUUCGGUGCUGGUGGUUCAGGAGGCCUUGGGUCCUCGGGCGCCUUCGGGUCUGGUGGUUCAGGAGGCCUUGGGUCCUCAGGCGGCUUCGGUGCUGGUGGUUCAGGAGGCCUUGGGUCCUCGGGCGCCUUCGGUUCUGGUAGUUCAGGAGGCCAUGGGUCGUCAGGCGCCUUCGGUUCUAGUGGUUCAGGAGGCCUUGGGUCCUCAGGCGGCUUCGGUUCUGGUAGUUCAGGAGGCCAUGGGUCUUCAGGCGGCUUCUGUUCUGGUAGUUCAGGAGGCCAUGGGUCGUCAGGCGGCUUCGGUUCUGUAGUUCAGGAGGCCUUGGGUCUUCAGGCGGCUUCGGUUCUGGUAGUUCAGGAGGCCUUGGGUCCUCAGGAGCCUUCGGUUCUGGUAGUUCAGGAGGCCAUGGGUCGUCAGGCGCCUCCGGUUCUAGUGGUUCAGGAGGCCUUGGGUCCUCAGGCGCCUUCGGUUCUAGUGGUUCAGGAGGCCUUGGGUCCUCAGGCGCCUCCGGUUCUAGUGGUUCAGGAGGCUUUGGGUCCUCAGGCGCCUACGGUUCUGGAGGUUCUGGAAGCCAUGGGUCCUCAGGAGGUCGUGGUUCCUCAGGGUUUGCGGGACUCUUCCCUUCUGGUGGCUCCAAAGGCCGUGGAUCAGCUGGUUCUGGAGGCCGUGGAUCAUCGGGAAGCUUUGCGUCCGGUGGCUCUGGAGGUUUUGGUAGUAGUAGUGCUGGAAGCCAUGCAUCGGCUGGCAGUUUCAGUUCUGCCUCCGCCUCCGCCAGCUCAUCCAAAGUGCGUCCUCGACCAUCCAGUGGUGGAAGUUAUUAUGGUAAGUGAGUGCACCAACGGCAACGCCUGCAGCUGGUCUGGAGAGUACUACCCCAGCAUAUUCAACCCUCAGCAGACGUUAGAUGGCUACGGUGAAACAGCGGUAAACAUAACGGAAAAUGUUGCGGUGAAAGAUUGGAUAUUUUUGCUAGAGUUUAACGUUACCCUUGGCAAAUUUUGGAGUAAUUCGUUCUUUAAUACCUGCUGCCUAUGGCAUAGCCGGUGAAGGGUUUCUAAUAUAUAAAACUGAGUAUAUCAUGUAAACCAUGUUCACUUGUUUAAAAGCAGAAGACAACAUUUUGGCGUCCAAAUUUGCUUAGUGCCAGUUCAUCUCUGUACUUGUGAAGUGGAAAUACAUGUAUAAACCUUUUAGUCUUACAGUGAAAAGGAGAAGCUUUGAUAUUAAUUAUUUAAAUAAAAUUACUGUUUGAAA